Molecule: messenger RNA, 1170 nt
Organism: Schistosoma turkestanicum
Lineage: Eukaryota; Metazoa; Platyhelminthes; Trematoda; Strigeidida; Schistosomatidae
Source: the annotation of a GenBank genome assembly
UCAAAUAAUUUACAGCUGAUAAUCGGGUGAAAAUUUGUCCAUGUAAUAUUUUGUUCUGAAUAAUCAGAAGAGCAGAAAACAUUGAUUCUAAUGUCCAUCAAUCAACCACAACCUCUGUCACAAUCAAGUGAGAAUUUCAAUCCACCAGAUCGGAAUCGACCAGUAAAUCAAUGGAAUGGUGAAAAAUGUCGUAAACCUCUCAUCGAUUUAUCGAAUACCACAUACACACGAGUGCAAACACAAAGUUUUAUGAAUAAAUUUGAUAAAUCUCUCACGAAAAAAUUAAAAACAUGUACCACAUCAUCAUCCUCACACUCGCCAUCACCAUCAUCACGUGCAAAUACCGAUCCAGUGAAUAUAACACGACGUAAUGAACGAGAAAGAAAUCGUGUGAAAUUAUUAAACAUGGGAUUCGAUCGUCUACGAGCUGUGGUCCCAUGUCGUUCAGGUGAACAAUUGAGUAAAAUUUCAACUUUGAAAAAGGCGAUCUGGUAUAUUGAACAUUUAGAUAAAGUAUUACAUGGACAAGAGAAUUCAUGUUCAAAUUUCAUUCAACAAUCACUAACACCAUCAUCAUCAUCAUCAUCAUCAUCAUCCUGUUCAAGGAAUCCAUCAAUCAGUCACGUGAAUGAAAUGAAAACAUGUACCAGUCAUAAGCGGAAACAACCCAUCGGAAUGACCAAAUCAGCUGAAUUAUUUGAAAACAAUCAGAAGGAAGCGAAAUCAGGGACCUCCUGGUCAUCUUUCGAGCAAUUUAUGUCACCACACAAGAACAUAUCUAUGCUCGAAAGAGGAUCAGUAAAUCAGUUCUACUCGGCACCGAUAUUUCCGACUUAUUGGGAUACCAAUAUCAAUACUUUCAGUUAUGAGGAUAGGAAAGCUGAUGAUGGUGAUGGGAAGGAACACACAUCGGCAUCAUUUGUGCAUUCAACUCCACAGAACAGACGAGUUGAUAAGAAGAACUUCUGUCCCAAUUCAAAUUCGCCAUCAUCAUCAUCAUCAUGCUUAUUAUCGCCUGUAGUGUUGAAUGAUUCCGGUUAUCAUAGUUAUCAAUCACAAUAUGAAUCAUUAUUAAUGUCGUCUGCAACACCAACUCAUUCGACAUUAUCCACAUGGAAUAAUCCUAAUCAUAAUGCAGGUGCGUGUAUGCUGCCACCAACUCAAAAAUAG